Psylliodes chrysocephalus is the source of this 13720-nucleotide messenger RNA. Lineage: Eukaryota; Metazoa; Arthropoda; Insecta; Coleoptera; Chrysomelidae. The record is from the annotation of a GenBank genome assembly.
UAAAAAUGUGGAAGUUCGCACAAAACAAGCCAGUUAGCGAGAAGGUUGAUGUCAUUUAAUAAUGUUUUUACGAAAAAAAUAAAACGUUUUGUGUUGCUUGGUGCCAGCUUGAAAAACAUUUUUGAACUCUUACAGUGCUUUUUGAAAUAUUAUAAUGCGGUGUUUGUGUUCGUUGAAUAUUCAUCGAGAUUUGAAUUCCAGAUCGGACGGCACCGAAUCUCCAAUUUUAGAAGAACAGGAGAGUGCCAAUUCAGAAAAACCAAAACAAGUCAAGUAUGGUGAACUAGUCAUUUUAGGAUAUAAUGGGUUCUUACCUCAAGGUGAUAGAGGCCGGAGGAGAAGUAAGUUUGUUUUCUACAAAAGACAAGUUGCCAAUGGCGUUAAGAGACUACGACAUUACGUCGUAAGGACACCACAUUCAACACAAGCCAUUUUAGAUGCCAAUCAACAUUCAAUAUCCUACACAUUAUCGAGAAACCACGCUGUCAUAGUAGAGUAUACAAGUGAUGAGGACACUGACAUGUUUCAGAUUGGAAGGUCCUCAGAAACCCCAAUAGACUUUGUGGUGAUGGAUACUAUACCGGGUGAUAAGUCAGUAGAGACUAAAGUUAACCAAAGUACAAUAUCAAGGUUUGCUUGUAGAAUAUUAUGUGAUAGAACCAAUCCCAAAAUAGCUAGGAUAUAUGCUGCCGGUUUUGAUACAUCAAGAAAUAUAUUUUUAGGGGAAAAAUCUUUAAAAUGGCAGGAAAACGGUAGAGAAAUCGAUGGAUGUACGACAAACGGAGUUCUCAUUAUGCAUCCUCGUGGUAGUUUUUGUGGGGGCGAAGCCAAAUGUGGAUAUUGGUUGGAGACGUCCGUAGGUGGAGGCAUCUUUUCUUUAAGAGAGUCGCGAUCUGCCCAACAAAGGGGUCAAGUGGUAGAAGACGUUACAAAUGUGCUCCAAGAUGGUACUUUGAUUGAUUUAUGUGGGGCUACCUUAUUAUGGCGUUCUGCCGAAGGACUUGCAAAAUCACCGAGCAAACGAGAUUUAGAACGAGAAAUUGAUGAAAUAAAUGCUGGGCGUCCACAAUGCCCUGUUGGCUUAAACACACUGGUGAUUCCAAGACGAGUCUCACCAAACGAAAAUCUACAACAGCCCUAUGUUUACUUAAAUUGCGGACAUGUUCAAGGAUUACAUGAUUGGGGCGAAGAUAAGGACACCGGGACUAGGAAGUGCCCAAUUUGCUUAGAGUUGGGUCCUGUCGUAAAGGUAUUCAUGGGAUUAGAACCAGCAUUUUAUGUGGAUUCUGGACCACCAACAUUUGCUUUCAAUCCUUGUGGACACAUGGCUACCGAAAAAACUGUCAAAUAUUGGGCAAAUGUGGCGAUCCCUCACGGUACCAAUGGAUUCCACGCAGUCUGUCCGUUCUGCGCAUGCCCUUUAUUCGGUUCUCCGGGCUAUGUCCGGCUCAUCUUUCAAGACAACGUGGAUUAAGUAUCUUGAAAAGUGCAUCGAACAAAAUUAUUUGGUGUUAACUUGUUGUUUUGUGCAUGUAAAUGAGUGAAGAUAUUUUGUAGAAUAGUCAACCAAAGCUUUAUUUAUAUUGCUAGGAUAAGUGUUGAUAUAUAAUGUUUGUAAUUGAUCAUAAAAAAAAAAGUUGGUGAGUAAACGAGGAAAUCAUUGUUAUGACUGAAAUAUUGUUAAAGGUGUUUUAUAAUUAUGUAAUUGUAGAUUAAUAUCAAGGAGUAUGCGAAUGAAAGAAAAAAAUUUAAAUAUUCAGUCACUUAUGGUACAAUCACUCAGUGUAUGAAUACCCAACAAAGUGAAUUGUACCUUUAUAGUGUAUAAGUAAUUAUCAAAAUAUUUGCACAAUUAAGAAGUUUGUUUUCAAAGACAUAUUUUCACUAAAAAAAAAAGAAAGUCAAAAGUAGGGGAGGAUGGGGCAGAUUUGGAUACUUUUUUUUUCAAUAGCAAGAGGCUUGCUGUUUUAGGUUAUGUUACGCAACAAGGCAUGAUUUCUAAGUACAAGAAAGAAUAUUGUGUUAUUUAACAAUAGAACGAUUGUUACAACCUUAUGAACAGUGAGUAUACUUACAUUAGUGUUUAAAAAAGUUUUACGAUUAUUUUCAUCACUUAAAACUUAUAAUUUUAUAAAAGUUUAUAAUGACGCUAUAAUUAGGAACACCAAUGUACACCUUUAUGUAAGUGACUAACUUUACAAUGUCAGUAGAGCGGGAUAUUUGCAUUGUCCAAAUGUGUCCCAUGUACAAAUCUGCCCCGCCCUACCCUACUGUUUAUCCCAGUGAGUAUAUGAUAUUUAAAUAAUGAAUUGAACAACCCAAGUUUAUCGCACUCUGUGCUGUAACAUGACUGUUUAUCAUAUUUAUAGUGGAUCCUCGUUUAGUUACUAAUUUACACUGUAAAUAAAUGUCCUUAGAAUAAUAGGCGAACGAAAUUUGUGAUGGAAAUAUUUUUUACAUUUGAGACUUAAAAGAAAAACUAAAAUUAACUUGUACUGCUUUUGUUUAAUACUGAAUGUCGCAUAAAGAAAUUCUCUUUGUUCAACUUAAAAUGUACUAAUGGUAUCAUUCAUUUAAAAUACUAUCUGUGAUUUUUAAACUGGUCACUUUUUCUUAUAAAUGAAAUAUAUUUCUUUUUUAUUGUAUAAUACGUAUCUAAGUCAAUGGACUAAAGUAAAAUCAGUUUAUAUUAUAAAAAAACCAAAACAGUUCUAUAUAUCUAAAACAUUUUGGAAGAUGCUUAAAUUAUGUUAAAAAAUUAAGAUUAAUUUAAUAACAUUUAGAGCCGGUUGCAAGAACGCUUAUUAAUAUAUUGUAUAUAUAUUGUAGAGACAAAAUGGGGCACACUACUGUUUUUCUGGUGACUAUCGCCUUCUUUUCAAACAUUUUAAAUAUAGAAAUACACAAAAACAAAUAAUAAUACGCUCACAACAAAUAACACGAUUAACUUUAUGCGGUCGCUUCCUAUUAUCAACUGACUCAAAUAAUGCAAUGCAGCAAUAACCGAUUAACUGUGAUGACGUUAAAUUAUAAGGAAAUGAAAUAAGGUAACUUGUUAAAUACUUUAUUUAAUACUUAAGUAUAUAAAAUAUGUGUUAUUACCUAUUUGAUAUGCAAAUGAUUAUUUUAGAAAAAAUACAAAUGUGAGAUUUUGUUUAAUUUGAAGGUUAUGUAGAUCGCGCAGGAUGAUCUUUAAUCUGGUCGUAAUUUUAAACAGAGAUAAGGUAUUCGCUCCGUGCGCGACAAUUCGUUUUGGUACUAAUGGACUAUUUCUGCGUAUACUGACAAAUACAAUUUUUAAUGGAAUUCGUAAUUAAAAAGUAUAUAUGUUAGUUUUAAUAAAAGUAAAUGAAUCACUGAUUUCAGAAACAACCUAAGUCGCAAAUGAUGUGUUUAGAGAUAAUUAGCGAAAACUAUCUAAUUUCCCUAAUUAUUUUUAUAUGAACUUUAAAAUAACCCAUAAGUUAAAUUAGUAUCGUACCUUCAAAAAAAUCGUAAAAUAUGUAAAAGCCAAUUAUGUUAGGAAAGGUCAAAAGGUCAAAUAUAACAUGGACUUAGGUGGUUUCUGCAUCAAAUAAAAAUUACUACAUAUUUUUCAAAAAAUUUAUUAAAAAAUAAACUAAAAUUAUAACUGUAUGUAACUUAAACAUAUAAAACAAUAAUUAAACAUCCUUUGCAACUGUCGGCCACUCCAAAAUUUCCCUCCAAAAGCUCUGGACUUCUUCAUUUUGACCAACAAACGUGUAAGCCUUCUUUAUAUGCUCCAUUUUUUUGUCAGAAAUAGGAUUUUUUCCGUUGGGAAUAGCAGAUUCUUUUGGAAAAUCACCCGGCAGUAGUAAUGGAAAGGUAUGUUCUAUAAAUCCACCAAUAUAAUCCUUCGCAACAAUAACACCUUUGCCAUUUUCUUCUUUAAAUAGAAAGUAAUGAAAUUUUGAAAUAUUGAAGCGAUUUUUUGCACUUCUGGGUACUGAUCUGGCUGAGGUUUCUACUGAAAUAACAUCCUUUUUAAAGUAUUUACCCCACCAGUUGCGAAAGUCUUUGAUUUGUGAGGAAUUUACAUGAUGAACCGUAAAAUUAUGUUUAACUGAGGAGCUGACUAUUAUCUCAACAUAUUCCUUUGUAGUGUAGACUCUGUCUAUUUUUUUUUAAUUUUCGUUUUAUGACACCAAAAUCCCUAUCAGACGGCAAAAACGAAUGUCCACGAAUAGGAAAAAAAAUUUCAACCUUUGCAAACCGACCAGAGCUUGCAAGAGCUGAACAAAAUCGAAGAAAAACAUGAUUUUUAUUUUGCCCUGGGCAAUUAUCGCAAAACAGAUGUAACUCUGUAAUGUGGUCACCAACGUAGCUGAUAAUAUACUGCAACAGGAACGAACAAACUUCAUUUGGGCUCUUUCUUGCGUGCCCUUCAUGGUACAGGAAAAAAACAGCUUCAUCCGUUUUCAUAUUGUGCACACCAAACACACUCACAGUGAGUUGACUUAAAUAAAAUAAGUCUUGAGCAGGACAUCGAGGCAGCUGCAAAUUUUGCAUGUAAUCAAACGAAAUUGCAAGGACGUUAUCUUGAUUGCGACAAGCCUCUUUGGAGGCCUUUAAAGUAUUAUAGAAUUUCUUAGAUCGUCGUUUGUGAACCAUGAGUUCUGCUGCAGCAACCCUUUUUGACGUGUCGUUAAGAGAUUUGUUUUUUAGCUUUAAUGCGAUCGUCUCACACUCGUUACACACAUCUACCUGUGGUCUCCCGAAUGAUAAGUUGAAAUUUUCCCUGAAAAUUUUAUUAUAGUACUCAUACUUGAUUUUUGAUGUUGGAUUCUUUUCCAGGAAUAAAGAGUACAUUAUUUUCACGUUUAACUCUGCAUCAAGGUAGUUAAAUUCGCGAGCACCAUAAUGCGUUUGUUUGACGGGGAACAUGGAAAUAUGUUCAGUAACCAAAAUAAUUUCUGAUGGUUUCUUAGCGUUACCACUCCUUUGUUUUCCUCUCUUGUCAAUUGGGGUACAUCCAACUUGUAGCAGUCGUCUAAUUCUCUUUACACGUUCGUUUGAAACACCGUACAAACCACAAAAUGCAUCUUUGCAAACCUCUCUUUUGGCGUUGCCAACUAAUAUGUUAUAAGAAAAAGAGCUACCUCUAUUCUUUGCACCUUCUUUACGUGGUCGCCUGCGUUUAAUUUCUUUACAAAUUAUCAAUCCUUGUAGAAAUACAUCUUACUCGUUCUUAGAGGAUAUCUCGUAAAACUUUUUAAAUAUUUCUUCUUUUUCCACAUCGAUAAUUUUUUCGGUGCAUCUUUUUUUACAAUCACAAGCUCUUGGUAGCCUAGCAGGAACUAUCACAUUUCCGUAGCUAGUAUAACAUUCACCUUUAACCCGAGCUUUCUUGAUUUUAUUUAUUUGGUACAAUUCGUCGUUCCUUGUCCUUUUUUUAAUAGUCGUCGAUUGUUCUAAUUCAGUAUCACUCAUGAUGCUAAAACGAUACAAAUUCGUUAAUAAAAAAACGAUUUCAAACCUUAUUUUUUACAUACCUUUUUAGUCAAAACACUAUUAUACACUGCUUGGUCACUUAAAUACAACUGCACGUAAUCACCGUUUACAACAAAAUGCAUCGAACAGACGAUUUUAGUCAGGCAGAGCCAUCUGCCAAUAGAAACGAUGAGCGCGCGAAUGAGUGCAGAAUCAACUUAAGUCACGGACUAAGGGUGUUUCUGCGCUCAGCCUAUAUUGUCGGGACGUAUAAUAUAUUAUUCACGUAUUGGACUUCGGUUGUUUAUGUGCUCAAUUAAUAGGUCUACAUAUUUUGAACGACUUACCGUAUUUAACUCAAAUAUGGCCGAAAGUGGACUUAGGGUGUUUCUGUAAUCAGUGAUUCAAAUGGAUUUGUAAAAUAAGUGAAACAUUAAUUUAUUACUGUUAUAUAUUUUUAUCGCUUAAAGUAUUUACUGGAAAAUGUAUGAGAAGUUGCCUAAAGCUAAUAAGUUGUCAUUGAAGAAUUAGCUUAUUCUGUCAAAAUAAAAAAAUACCAUUAAAUAAUAGCGUGAAGUUAAAAUGUACAAAAGAAGGAUCGUUAUUUAUAUUUUCAUUUUUGUUCGAAAGAAAACAAUGAAUGAUUAAAACUGGUUUCCCAUCAGUAAGUCACAAAAUUGCAUUCCAGCCACAAAUAAUAAUCAAAGGCAGAAAUCUUGAAAUCUAGUCCUUGCUGAAUGAACAUUUAAGAAUAAAGGGAUGUUAAAGAACAUCAUAAAAUGAUAAUUUAUUGUUUAUUUAAACGUACUGGCUAGCCGACCGCCGGCGGUAGUUGAAUCUAAUAAAACUAAAACCGUCUUCCGGCGGCAUGGUCUUAUCACAUAUAAAAAAACCGCCGAAAAUCUAACCUGAUUUGUUGAUCAGGGCGGCAUGCUCUCAGUGCAUUGAUAAAUGCCGCCGGACGACGGUCUACUGUAUUUGCCGUCGGAAAAAUUGACAACCUUAUUUCUUCCAUUUCUAUGUGAAUUUUCACUUGUUGAAUAUUAAUAUUGUGGUGAGAAAAAACACUUGUAAAAUCGCGGAGGCAUCGAUUUAAAUUUACAAUAUGAAACAGCCGGCGUGGCGGUGUUUCUUCAUACCAAACAAAAUACCGCCUUUAUUUUAUACUUUACCACAACUUAUGAAUCAGUGAAAAAACAAGGCAGAAACGGUAUUGAAAAAUGUUGCUUACUCGGCAUAGACAACUAACCUGUGUAUACCAGCUAUUCUACCAUUUGUACCACAUCAGAUUAAUAAAUGUGAUGUGGGUAUAGAAUAGCUUUUCUUUAAGUUAAUAAACGUUUCGUUAAAGCCCCUUAAAAACAUUAUAACAUCAUCCAAGCUUUGAAAACUUGUAUAAAAUGAUAAAUUGUUGUCUUUCAUUCAAUAGUUCUAAUUAAAUUCUUAUGAGCAGUUAGUAGAAAUUAUUAUGAGGAAGUGAAAAUAAUUAUCACUUACGGGCUCUGAUUAAGCACAGCGUAGUCUACUUGCUAAUAGUUUGGUUAUGUUUAGUUCCUAUCAAAUUAUUACCUUGUCAUUUUCUUUCCUUUUCCAGUCGGGUUAAACGGUCUCCCACCAUUAAUGCAUGUAUAUUUCAAUUGGUAAUAUUUUAAUUUUGGAUCUAGAAAACAAUCUGUUUUUUUUUGGCCGCUGAAAUUGUUUUGGCAUCUCUCUUCCAAAAGGAUACAAAUUCUCGUUUGGAAUAAUUAUCUAAGUCGUUCAAAAAGUCUUUAUAAGUUUCAAAUACGUCUCCUAACUUCAUAUUUAUCACUCAGGAACAAUAUUAAUAUUCAACAAGUGAAAAUUCACAUAGAAAUGGAAGAAAUAAGGUUAUGUCAAUUUUUCCGACGGCAUUCAAUGUUUCAAAUACAGUAGACCGGCGGCAUUUAUCAAUUCACUGAUAGCAGGCCGCCCUGAUCAACAAAUCAGGUUAGAUUUUCGGCGGCUUUUUUAUAUGUGAUAAGACCAUGCCGCCGGAAGACGGUUUUCGUUUUAUUAAAUUCAACUACCGCCGGCGGUCGGCUAGCCAGUGCGUUAUUUAAAACCUUUCAAAUAAAGGUAAUUUUUCUUCUUAUUGUACACCUAUACAUUUAAUUUCCACUUUGCUACUGAAAUUUUUUUAUAUAAGUUUCACUGUUUUUUUUUUGCUAGUAUUUGUACAAUUUUCAACACAGUAACUCCGGUUGCUUAUUGUAUUGUUUUUACCUACUUUUUUGAAGAAAAAAAAAAGUAAAAUGUAUACGUGUAUUUGAUAUGCCCUAAAAUGCACGAAUUAUCCGCAGCUAGCGCUAGUACGCUUUUGCUUCCCUUUCCAUGACUUCGCACGGAGCGAAUAUCAUAAGUAAUACAUUGGGGGGUAUUGCGUUUUGAAAUGCCAUAUUUAAAUUUUUCGGCCCGCCUUAAUCUAUAUUCUCUGUUCUUGUGUAUUCCUAAUAUUUUAGUCACGAGCCGCAACUGUUUACAACUGUCUCUUGUUAGAGCCCUGCACGGGCCGAAUUUUUUAGGCCCGGUCCGGCCCGCUUCCAAAAGUUAGAACUACGGCCCGGCCCGAGUCCGCUAUUAACAAUACAUUGUUCGGCCCGAUCCUGAUUUUAGAUAGGCCGGCCAAAUACAUAACGCCUAUUAGUCGUUAUAUGGUUAAAAAAGACACCUUGGGAUUUUUGAUGUUUUACAUGAAUGCAAUGAAAAGGUACAGGGUGUUUUUUUAAAUUUAUUAUUAACUUAUAAAACAUGAAAUAGGCGAAACAAAAUUUAAAUGUUACUAUUUAAAAAUAACAGAGCAUCAACGUUUUCAGUCUUUAAACUUGUUCUGCGUUCUUCAAGAACCCGACCUGCUGUGCUAAAGUUUCUUUCGCUGGAUGCACUUGUUGCUGGUAUACCUGCAAUUGAAAGUAGAAUCAUCGCAUUAUAAAUGUAUACAAAAAUAUUGUUACUCUCGUUACCUAAGUAUUUCUGUGCCAAUUUUGAUAGAACUGGAAAAUUAUCUGAAUCACUUUUCCACCAGGUAAGAAUAUCUUCUUUUAAAUCAAUGCAAGUCUCUGUCUUUAUAUAAAGUUCAAUUUCCUCUUGAGAUUUGCUUGAUGUCGGCAGGUACGGGUCAUCAUCCUCCCAUUCCGAAAAUGCACUUUUUUUUCUUGGUGGAAUGUAAUUUUCUGGUUGAUCUUGGCCAUCAAAGGGUAUAGGUGUUGCAUUGUUUUGAGGGUACUCUUGUAUUUCUUGUACCAUAAUUUUUAGCUUUUUAAUUACGUCUAGCCUUUCUGAUUCAGUUAACAUUUUAAGUUGUCUGAAUUUUGGACAAAGAAAAGUAGCAAAUUUAUGUUCAUCGAUUAAAACGAACUUUUUAAUUAAAAACUCCUCUGCUCUUUGCUUUAGUCUGUUUAGGCAUUCAAAUUCAUAAUCUGUAGUUCUAAGAUCUUUUAAUAACUUAAAGUAACACAAAGUGACGAAAUGAAACGUUGGUUUCUUAUCUCUUUCUAACAUGUCACUACAUUCUUUAAACGGCUUCAGGAAAAUUAUUAGGCCAGACAACAGAUUUCUAUCUAUUUCCGAUAAUCGGUGGUCUUCUUCUUUUGACGUCAAUAUUUCUGUAAUAUGUUCAAACUGGUCAUCUACUGUCUGGUCUCAACUUCCUGAUAAAUUGAUUUAGGUAACAAAUUCAUGUACCCACUUUGUUUCAUAAACAUAACUAAACUUUUACAAUUAUCCAUCGUAGUUUUAAUUAUUUCAAGAUCCUCUUGGGCCAAAAAAUUAUUUUCAAAUGUAUUACGUAAGACCAUAUUAAGCAAAUGUGCACUACAGUUGAAUCGUUCGUAUCGACUUAAAGCAGACACAAUAUUAGCCCCUUGAUCGGUCACAAAAUUUAAUUUUUUAAAUAAGUUAAUAUCUAACCCAAAAUUUGAAAAUCGUUUCAUUAGUUCUCUUCGUAUGUUAUCUCCAGUUUUCUGGUCUUCAUUAGGAAAACUACAAGUGAAUAAAACUUUCGUGUUUAAUACCCAGCGAUUGUCUAUAAACUGAAUAGUCAUUGUUAUAUAUGGAAUUUUCUUGUAAUCGUCUGUCCACAUGUCUGUUGUAGCUGCACAUAUGCCUAGUUCCAUAACUGCUGAUAUUUCCGGUAAUAUUUUUUGGCGAAUACAUUCGGCAGUUUCAAUUAAAUGGCGGGAAAUAGUGGUAGGAUGCGGUAAAAUAUCAUCAACUUUAACAUUUCCAUAUUGUGCACCAAUCUGUAUUAAUGAUUGACAUAAUUUUUUAAAUCCUAAACCUUUUAUUAUUUCAAAUGGCCUUAUGUUUUUACUACAAAAAAAAAAUGCUGUCUUUUAUUAGUUGUUCUUUUAUUUUGGCAGAAGAAACAACUGGUUGCUAAAUUUGUGCAAACUCAGAAAUUUUUCUUUGUAAAUCAUCCAAUUUAUCAUAACAUUUAUGUCGUUUUAAAUGGGAUGUACCAGUUUUACUGGAUUCAUAUUUAAAUAAUAAUUUGCAUUUCUCACAUUGAACAAAAUUCUGCGACUUUCCAUCUGUAUUCACCACCAAACAGAAGCAACUCCAUAUUUCACUUUUUUUUUUCUUUUGCAUCAAACCUUUUUAAAAACAGUUCACCACUUUUAAUUUUUUUUAAAAUAAGUUUUUUUUUUCCUCGGUCAUUUUAAAGUCAUAAAACAGAGAAAUAUUCGCAAUCGUAUCAAAUUAUUAAACAAAAUGGGAAUAUUCCACAAACCAACUAUACCGCGUACCAGCGUAACGUAAAAUGAAAAUUGUUGACAAAUAAUACAUAAGUAUAUUAUGACCGACACUUCUUGGAACAGCUUAAGAACUAAAUCUCGAACAGUCACCACUUGUCAGUGGUUACCGUAUAGCUGCAUCGCCGUCGCGCCGCCGCAGUUAGCGUUUUCUCUGUGAAACAUGGGCGUGCGUAAUUUAUUUUUAAGAAAAUAAUUUUAUAAAACGAAUAGAUACAUUUAUUUAACUACACUUAAAAUGUUAUCAGUGUCGGUUAUUUAAUAUAUGGAGAGUACAUGACUAGGGGGCUUAGCCCGGCCCGGCCCCGGCUUUAAAAAGCAACGGUUCGGCCCGGCCCGGCUGUCGGGCCGGGCCGCGGCCCUAUUGAAACGGGCCGGCCCGUGCAGGGCUCUGUCUCUUGUAAUGGACAUCUCAGCAAACUUAUAACUUAUAUAUUCAGCAUCUAGCUUUUCAGUUUGAAGAAAAAAUAAACUAAAAUCAGCAACUUUAACGACCUUUAUCUUGAAAACUGGUCAUAGUAUCGAAGUUAAAAUUAUUAUGUACCGAGAAAAUGGUUACAUUUGACCAGAUAAGCCAAUUUAUACAGGAUUUUGAAAUAAUUCUUAAAAAAAUUAUUUUAUUUUGUAGUUCUCACUAUAAAACGCUCUGUAUAAGAAUGUGUAUCGUGCAAUAUUUGAUUGACAAAAUACCAUAUUGAGUAGUAUUUUUUAAAAAUAUGUUAGAAUUAGUGAGAUUUUGCAAAAAACUACCGUCGUACAUUUGUUAAUCACCCUAUAAUUAAAAAUAAUUUUAAAAUAUACGUAUUUUAUAGAGUAUGCAACAGAAAUUCAAUCUAGCUCAUAAGUUGGAAAAUUAAAAUUCCAAAAAAUUGGGAAUCUUCUACUUUUUACAGUAUAUCGUACAAAUGCUCUCGCCGUUGACAUGAUUCCUUAUAAUUAUUUUAGUCGAGUGACAUGCGCAGUAAGGCUAAAUCGUGAGAGAGUACUCACAUUCCUUUCCCCACAGUUGCAGAAUACGGCUCCAAGAAGUUCUUCCAAUAUGAGAUAUUUAAAGUAGAUUUUAAGAUAAAUUUUUACAAUUUUAUCAAAAAUAAAAUAACUUUUGUUCUUAAGUUUAUAAAAAGCGAAUCACUAUAGUAAAUUUUGGACACUCUUGAGAAUAUAAUUUAACUACAUAUUAAAUUAAUUUAUCAUUUUGUAUACCUUAACUUAUUUUAGAUUUAAUCAUUGCCAAUGUUACAUAUCCUUGCCUUAAAAUUUUUGGGAUUUAUCAGGUUUGUUCCAGCAAUAGUAAGAAGUGGUUUCUGUCACAAAUGUGCUUAUUACAAAACUUAAGAUAUUUUAUUAUACAUGCAUGUCAAAAUUAGGACUUUUGCUGGAACAAACUUAUUAUAAUAAAUCAAUGAUACCAAACAACUUAAAUCAUUCUUCUGUGACAUCCAGUAUAUUUCAUCAUGUAAUUAAUGUAUAUAUUGAAUGUACCUAAAAAAUGUUUAAAAAUCUAACAGUAUGUGAAAAAAAAACGAUUAAUUGUUCCCGAAAGUUUGGAAAAAUCUGAUUAAUGAUUUUAAAAUGAGGAUUUUUUUGAGUUGAAUUGUGUGAAAUCGUAAGACUGGUUAGGUUCUAGGAUAUUUACCGAAUGAUAGAAUAAAAAAUAUGUAAGAAUGUUCGGAUUUUUUUGUGAAAUAUUUAUACAAUUUUUUUUUUAAAUCUAUUUAGAAAUGGUAGACAGAUUUUUUCAUAUUUUAUACGAUUAUUCAUGGAGCCGAUGCUGACAAUUUAAGUGCAUUUUUGAUUGACAAUACUUCGAACAUUAUUUAAAAAAACAAGCUCUUAAAAUUUAAAGCAAUGGCUUCCGUAAAUCAGUAAAAUCUACCUGGAAACUUUAAACGGUUGAUCCGAUUUGGAUUUCUUGGUUUCCAGUAGAACUAAAAUGUUUUUUUCUGAUAAGUUUCUUAAAUUUGUGUAAAUAAUUGUUUUUUCGUGUUUUUUAAAAAAUAAAUCGAAUGUUUUUAAUGAACAUGAAAAUACUGCGUUCCUUUUUACUUUUUUGGCCUUUAGAGUCAACAAUUCGUAAUACAUAUAUCCAAAGAGUAAUCACUAUUUUUCAGCAGCGAAUAAAAACUGAAGAACUUUACUUUAACUGGCAAAUCUUAAUUAAACGUAAGAAUAUGAAAUGUAAAGUGUGAUUAAAUGAAAGUGCCCACCUUCAUCAACUUUCAAAAUUGAUGUUACGAUUUAAUUAAUUUUUUCCGCUAAAUUAUUAGCUGUGAAAUUAUUGGAAAACGGAUGGCUUCAGGAACAUCAAUUAUAAUGCUUUUUGUUGUAAAUAAUUUAUUCUAUCUAUGCCUUUGUUGAACCCAUUAUUUUCACACCAUGGGUUCUAAUAGAUUAUACAGGGUGUCCCAAUGAAAAGUAGCCCGUUUCCAUUUGAUAAAAUUACGGUGAAUUUAAUAGAGGAGAUUUUUAAAAAACAUCCUGUUAUAGGUAAUACAUAAUGUGUCACUGAAGCAAAACUUAUAGCAAAAUAACACAUCAGCAAAAACCGUACGUUUCUACGAUUUGUUUAAAAGUUAUAAGCUCUGAAAAUGGGCUACUUUUCAUUGGGACACCCUGUAUUUAAUGGAGACAUCACAAAAAUAAUACUCAUCUAAAUUAAACCAUAAGAUGUCAUACAAUUUUUUACAUUGGCAAUUUUAUUAUUUUUUCCUAAAUAUUACACAAACGAAUAUAAAGGCAUUAAAGAAGUAUAAAUAAAGUCAUAUUUUAAUUGUUUCUAGAUGGAAUAAAUUAUAUUAACUGAUGAACUUAAGAAGAAAACACAUUUACAAGUGCUAUUGUUUUUUGUUUAUGGCAUUUCCUAAUCAUAUUAAACUAUUUUCAAUUAUUAUUGAUUUCUAUUAGCUAAAAUUUACAAUUGAAUAUUAUAUUUAUUUUGAUUUUAAAUUGACUGUCCAGAUUGAAUGGCAUGAUUCAAAUAUCGGCGCGCGAUUGUACUGAUUAACAGUCAAAUUAAUUUUUAUUGCAUUGCAAUCUAAUAUUUUAACCAUUUUUUAAUGAUUUAGAACAUUAUCGAAUCGUACUGUUUCAGAAAAUCACUAAUUUAUUGAUCGACUAAUAUUAAUAGUAAACUAUUAGUCUUUUAAGAGUUCAGUGGUUUUUAAAUCAUCAAAUAUAGUGAAACAUAACUUUUUAAGAUGCUCGUGAACAUUUAAUACCAUUACCAAACUUUUAUUUUUUUUAUUGUAUGGAUAUAUAAUUGUUUUCUUUAUUAUAUUGUAAUUGAUUAUUUGAACGUCCAGCUUUGUUAAUUAUAUUGUGUAUAUAUUGUAGAAUAAGUUAAAAUGUAGUUGGUAGUAUGUAAUGCAUUAUAGUCCCACAAGAAGAAUUUUAAUCGUGCCUGAUUCACUAAUAAAAAAUAGUUAAAACGCUGAAUUUUUAUUUUGUUAAAAUUUCCCUGUGUGUGAGAAAUUUGGCUUAUGGAAACUUAGUCCACA